AUGCCGUACAUCCGACAAGGCGAGGUGGUGGAGCGUCUGUCGCCAUGGCAGCUCGCCUUCUACGUCGAUUUCUUCCGCCGUCUCUUCCGUCUCAUCAAGAUGUUCUUCUACACCCUCUUCUCGCCUGAUGCGGCAGGAGUGAAGAAGACCAAGGGCAGAGGAGGGGGGGGGCAGGGCGCAUGGGGGGGCAGCGCUGGGGGCGGAGGGGGUGGGGGAGGGGGAGGCGGAGGAGGGGGGGGAGGUGGUGCUAGGAGGGGACUUGGAGGGAUGAGCAACGUGCGGGGCAUUGAUCACUGUGCUUCUGCGGCGGGUGCCUGA
Messenger RNA from Closterium sp. Yama58-4, 318 nucleotides. NCBI's taxonomy places the organism in Eukaryota, Viridiplantae, Streptophyta, Zygnematophyceae, Desmidiales, Closteriaceae. The record is from the annotation of a GenBank genome assembly.